AUGACUCCUGGAGAAUCCGCUCAAGGCUCUGCAGGGACGCCGCCAGCGACCAUAGGCGGGCCAAGGUCGCCGUGGGAAUUCUCUUCAUCGGCGGAAGCAACGCGGACGAGCGGGCACGGUGAGACGACACGGCGAGAUCACGCGGAGCAGGAAGAGGACGCGGCGGUUCAUACUGAGCCCACGGCAGCCCGCCACCAGCGCCUACGAAGCCCAUUCCCGCAGGCAGCGGCCGAUCUGAGCGCGCCGGGGAUCCGAAUGGAUUGUGAGGCAGGAGCGCGGAGAGAGGGACGACGGGAGCAGCGCGAGGAGCUGGGGGUGACGCCGACCCCGCACGUGAGCGACGAAGCUCCUUCUCCACGUCAUCAAGCCUAUCCAGAAGACGGCGCUCCAUUGCGGACGGCGCUGGACGCGCUUUUCCCCCGCGACCAUAACCUCCCUGCCGCCCGCGACGCCCCUGACCACUUGCGUCCGAACGCACAGGCGACUGCUGGCGAGACGAGCCCAGCUGACGCUGGCGUUCAGGGGAACGGACCACGCGACGAGGAGAGUCGAGCCGUGGACGCUUCGAGGGACGUGGCGAACGCGGAGGCGAUCGAGGACGGGACGACUGGCGUACGGGCGAACGGUGACGAGAAUGAGGGCGAGCGGGCGAACGGUGGCGGUGUGACCUGCGAUCACGCGAACGACUCCGUGACGCCACGCGACGAGGCGAACGCGGCGACCGCGGGCCAGCGUGAAGACCUUCCCUGCGGCUCUCCCGCCUAUCGCCGCGAAUCACAGAUGAACGUCGGCGAGGGGAAUGCUCCUGGUGCGCCACACCCACUCCGCCGUAGCGCUCGGCGGACGCCGCGUGAGCAGGCUCCGGCUGAGGCAGGGACCGGCCCCCGCGCGAGGUCAGAGCGCGCUGCUGAUCUUCGAAACGACGGCGGAUCCGAUCCGCAGACGCCGGCGGCGCGACAGGCACGCUCGCGGCAGGGCGCGCAGGAGGAAGCGGGCGGGGAGCUGGAUCGCUCUCCGCGGUUCGCCCCAAGGCAGGAGCUUCAAGGGAACUCAUCGGUACGUCGGGAAGAGGGCGCGCGGACACUCAGCGGCCGACAAGUCGGCGGAAGAACAGCAGGCCGCGGAAGGAGAGCUGCGGGACGCGGGGGGAGAGCACGUGGGGGUGGACCGGAAAACGUGUACCAGCAGGCGGGGAGGCGGGCUUUAAACGAGAUGAGCGGUGAUAAUGAAACCUCCACUUCAGACAGUAGCUUUGUAGCAGCCGAGUCCACUGACUCGACUUCCAGCUCUGAGUCCUUGGACGACGAGCAGCUUCAGACUCCUGCUCGAGCGGGCAGAGCAGCAGCAGCAGCAUCUCACAUGGCGGGGGGAGCUGCAGCAGUGAGAUCCAUUAGGAGGGGUCCCCCAACACCAACCCGAGCCGCAUCAGGCAACAUUCCCGAUGACAUUGGUGUCAUCGCUAGGGCAGAGGGGUUGGCACGACGUGGCAGCCUACGACGCGCCGUGAUGGCACUUGAAGCCACGCCAGUCAGCACCCCCUCUCCAACUGUGCUGGAGGCCCUGCGCGCCAAGCACCCACCUGCGCCCGCCUCCCCACCUGACUGGAACUUUCCAGAACCUGACCCUCACCUAUCGGCACCGUUUGCUGUCUUCUCCAAGGUGCUGGGAAGCUGCGAGAUGGGGGUGGGAGCGGGCCCCUCAGGAACAACUUUCGAACACUUACGCGAUGCAACGCUGAUCAACCACUCCGUUGGGAAACACCUGCACGCGCUAGUCAACACGAUAUUAACAGGAAAAUUACCACCUGCGGUGGCUGAGCUCCUCACCGCCUCAAGAUUGAUUGCCCUGAGCAAGCCCGAUGGGGGGACGCGACCAAUUGCCAUCGGCGAGAGCAUAACACGCCUGGCAGCUAAGACGGCGCUUACUUUGACUGCAGGGGCCGCUCGUGUAUUCUUCCUACCGCACCAGUUCGGCGUGGCAGUCCCUGCUGAUCUGGCGAACGCAUUUAACAGCGUUAACCGCAACGCCAUCAUCACAUCUCUUCGGGACUCCUCUCUCGCUUCACUUUUACCGUUAGUUAAACUGCUGUACGGCCUUCCUUCGGCUCUAUGUCUGGACGCUGGCUUCUCACACCCACCUCUGCUGAGCGAGACCGGGGUGCGGCAGGGAGAUCCCCUCGGCCCGUUGCUGUUCGCUGCCGCCAUACACCCAGCGCUGACGAAAACGGCGCUCAGCUUCCCCUCCGUGGUCUGUCUAGCCUAUGCGGACGACGUAACUUUUCUUGGGGAUGCAGCCAUGUGCGCGGCGGCAUUUGAGGACUUCACAGGAAACCUCGGGGAGAUCGGGCUGCGCCACAACCCAGCCAAGUGCGCGGCCUGGUCUCAGGCUGGCCAGCAGGGAGCAGCGCUUCCAGUGGGCGUACCUUUCACAGAAGAUGGGGUGAAGGUGCUUGGCAGCUUCAUCGGUGGCAGCGACGCAACCGCCGCGUUCCUACGUGCCAGCCUCGACACCAUGGGAGUGCCGCUGCCCUUAAUCGCGCGGAUGGAGCCGCAGCUGGCUUCCCUCCUGCUCUCACGGUGCAUCUCACGGCGGAUCGCUUACGUCGCCCGCACCACGCCGCUUUCGGCCCUGCCAGUCGAGGAGUGGUCAGACUGGGGUAAAAAGCUGUUUGAGACGUUGCUGACUGCCUGCGGCAUUCGCCACCCACGGGGGGAGGCCGAGAUUUCACGUACCUGGGCGCAAGCGUCACUCCCCAUCUCGCUCGGUGGUUUGGGACUCACAGACCCUUCGGUGGAGGGUCGUGUUGGGUUCCUUGCAAGCUACACGCAAGCGCAGCACCUGCUCACCUCCAUUGAUGAGUCGGCCGUCGGCGCCUUGGCGGAAACGCGGAUCCAGAUGAGGGUGAAGGAGGGUAGGUAG
Messenger RNA from Closterium sp. Naga37s-1, 2919 nucleotides. The record is from the annotation of a GenBank genome assembly. Lineage: Eukaryota; Viridiplantae; Streptophyta; Zygnematophyceae; Desmidiales; Closteriaceae.